UCAAAUUGGUAAAAAAAUAUAUUAUAAUUAAUUUUUCUUGUCAAAACCUCAUUAAAAUGACUUUUUAUGGUCAAAGAAUCCAGCGCUUGUCGUCAUCUUUGAUUUUUAAUGAGAUACCGGUCACGUGAUCGUGAUGACGUCAGUGGAUACAAGCUGAGAAAAUGUCUCAAUAUGGACGAAGUACAUCGCAUUUUUGCGUAAUUAAACAAUGGACGGUGUUGACAGCAGUUUACAAGGCAAAAUUUCUCAAAGUUUAGAUAUUCGACCGUAUCAGUUUGAGCCGUUACUUGUGGAAAAUAAUCAAGAAGAAGAUAUAAAUUCGUCAUCCGAAGAGUCCUACAUUGACGAUCUUUCAAGCAAUGUCGAUCGCCUUGUAAACACAAACUGGUGUGAUUGUGGAAACUGCAAUUCCAUGACAACAGCAGAUGAAUGUGUAUGCUGUUCAGACAUAUCAGCUGUAAGCUAUUUAAUGCAACCAGAUGACUUAAACUGCAUCACAGAACAUGAGGUCUUUAUUGCCAACUGCUUAAACCGUCAUGUGUUACAAGUCAGCAUGUAUGCAUACAUGGAGCAUGUUGGUCCAUUUGACGACAAUGAACCCAUCAAUGAGUAA
Mytilus trossulus (common blue mussel) is the source of this 613-nucleotide messenger RNA. RefSeq lists its product as uncharacterized. NCBI's taxonomy places the organism in Eukaryota, Metazoa, Mollusca, Bivalvia, Mytilida, Mytilidae. Bases 209 to 613 code for a protein of 134 amino acids. The transcript is spliced from 2 exons. The record is from RefSeq and is a predicted model, not a curated record.